UAUAGCUGCCUGAUCCUAUUGAGGGCAGUGUUGCACUCGUGUGUGCUAAUUGCAGAGCCACCGUAAAUUAGCCUUGAUGCUAAUGUUGCUAACCAGCCGUGUUUUCAACUAGACUUUGAGGCUAGAAGGUUAGCCUGCUUUCAGAACUUUUUUUUAAAUUUAUUUAAAAGAAUAGUUUAACAUCGUGGAAAAUAGCUAUAUGCUUUUUUUUUGCUAAGAAUUAGACAAAAGAUCAAUACUACUCAUAUGUCAGUGUGUUAAGUAUGAAACUUUAGACAGGAGAUAAUUAGCUUAGCUUAGCAUAAAGACUAGAGGAAGGGGAAAUUAACUAGUCUGGCUCUGUCCCAAAUUUAAAUAUCCGACUACCAGCACUUCGAAAACUCACUGAUUAUGGUGCUAUAUCUCAUUUGUUUCGUCCCCUCAAAAAAAGGAUGAACAUAAUAAUUUGUAGUCUUUUGUGGUGUAGCGAUUUCUUGACAGACAACAGAUUAUCCAUCCACCCAGUACCUGUGGUUGCCUGUAACCUCACUGGGACAAGAUUUCAUACCGUGCUAAAAUUUUAGCAAAGAAAUAGGAUUUGUUAAGUCAGAGGAGUUAUCUUUUAACACCUCUGGUUCAAAAUGUAAAUGUCCCGUUCAUUUUUCCCAUAGGAAAUGUAGCGUGACUCAUAGUUGGAGCUCUUCCAUGGUUCAGUUCCUCAUGAAACUCUCCUGGUUGCACAACAACAUAAAAGAUUAGAAAUAAAUAUCUUGUUCUUUUUAUAAAGCCACGUGUAUAAACAGGCAGACAUUAAAUUUCAGGUUUGAAAUUACCUCGUCAAGGCGCAUUUCAACCAGAAACAUCCAACCACAGAGCUCAAAAUUCUGUCAUGUAACAAGUUGGAAAAUUUUCAAUUCGUACAUCUGAUUUAUAAUCGCCUCAUUUUCAACCACCCACAUUACAUAUUCAUCAAGGCUCUUUAACUGCACAAUGGUUUUACCUAUCCAGGCCAUUUUUGAAAACUAUUCAAAUAUUUCAGAUAUUUUGCAGGAAUCAUAAAAUGUCUCCAGGGCAAAAAAAAUCCAUCUAUUGGACAGGCUGUGUUGGUUUCUGUCCCUGCUUGCCAGAGGCCAGCUUGCAGUACAGUACAUCCAGCAGAGAAGAAGAGCAGAGCACAACAAGACAGACUGUGGACAUCUGUGAGAUUACAAAAACACCUUUUAAGAUGCUGUUUGCUGCUUUGGGAACACUAUGAGACUGAAUCAUAGUUACACUAACAAGAUUAGUACAAAAUCUACUUGAUUAUGUCAAUUAUUUCUCAUGAUCCAAUUAACCUGAACUCUUUUGUUUCUUCAUCUUUGCUAAGUUUCGAUGAUGAUGCCCUCUGAUGUCUGUCCUCCUAAUGCAGAAACAAUGAACAUGUCGGAGGACAUGUUGUCAUUUAUUAAUAUUUAACCAACAAAAAGGAAACACAUGUUAGUAGUGAUUAAUUAGGCCAAAAUUUAAAUCUUCACCUCCCAGAUCAUGAUAAACACCAGCUGGUCUUGAGCCUGGAUACUCCAGCAUGAAGGCAAAAGACACUUUAAAUAGGCUAAAGAGACUAUGCCUUACCCUCACUGGCAGCUUAAUCCUCACAUCAUAGAGCUAAAGAGUUCCAAAUUACACUCACCGUCACUUACCAGACAAAGAAUUGAUCCCAGCAUUUCCAGUCAGACAGUGUGAACUUUGAACUGAGACGUUGGACUUUUAAUCUGUGCAGAGGACAGAAUGUGAGGAUGUCAACAGACAUUCAGAUAAACACCAGGCUAAAGGUGUUCCUGAAAUACAGCUAUUUUUGUCAACAACCUGGAUGAUUUUGUUGUAAACCUUCUGCUGACAGAAUUAGACUACAGAUUUACAGGUUUGACUGUCCAAGAAUAAUUUAGAUACAUCUAUCCUAUAAAUUAUUACUAACAGUCUUUAGCUUUUCUCAGGCACUGCACAUAAUUCACUUGAUAUUUUUUGCCUCUGCUUGUCCAGAUCACAUCGAUCCCACAUUGACUGACCAUGUCUUUUGUCCUGGUUUACUUCUUAUUUCUGGAUAUUUGAACAAGCCAGGAGGAGAGUGGGACGGGUGAGUCCUGUGAUAACUUCACAGACCUGAACCUGACGCAUUGCUUCAUGGGGACCAGCUUGUAUGUUCGGCUGCUGCUCUACACCCGCUCCAACCUUGACUGUGGCCGCGAGCUCAAUCACCACAACUUGUCUUCCCAGCCACUCUUCAACCUCUCCCGACCGACUGCCUUUGUCAUCCACGGCUACCGGCCCACAGGAGCUCCACCCAUCUGGAUAAACCACAUAAUCCACCUGCUGGCCGAGCAGGAGGACAUGAACAUCAUUGUGGUGGACUGGAACAAAGGGGCGGCCAACCUCAACUACUUCACUGCUGUGACCUACACGAGGGAGGCAGCUCACAACCUGACUGGCUUCAUCAUCACUAUGCAGGAGGAAGGAGCCUCUUUGACCUCAGUUCACCUCAUCGGCGUCAGUCUGGGAGCUCACCUGGCAGGAUUUGUAGGAGCAAACCUGAAGGGCAAGAUAGGACGCAUUACAGGUUUGGACCCAGCAGGGCCAAUGUUUACCAGUGCCACACCUGAGGAGAGGCUGGACCCCACAGAUGCUAUGUUUGUGGACGUACUUCACACUGACAUGAACUCAUUUGGACUGAGAGGAGCUCAUGGUCAUAUUGACUUCUAUGCCAACGGUGGAGCAGAUCAGCCAGGGUGUCCCAAAACUAUAUUUGCAGGUAAAUCGUAUUUUGUGUGUGACCACCAGCGCUCAGUGUUUCUAUUCUUGUGCUCUCUGAACCGAACCUGCAGCCUCACAGGUUACCCCUGCUCAUCCUACAGUGACUUCCUGGAAGGGCGGUGUCUGCAGUGUGAGGUCUUCAAACCUGCUCCUUGUCCUGUGCUCGGUUAUGAUGUCAGCCAAUGGAGGGAGACUCUGCUCAAACUCGGACAGACCAAAGUCUUCUUCAGCACCACAGCCACGCUGCCCUACAGGAAGCUGAGCUACAGAGUGGACAUGGUGACCUGGAAUCAGUACCUCCGCUGGGGAGUCGUCUACAUCCGGCUGCACAGUGGAAGAAACUUCACAGAGGCUCGAAUAGACCAUCAGCUCCUUCGGUUUGAGCAGUACACCUCCACACGGCUACUGGCACAGUUCGACGAGGAUCUGCAGCAAGUCCAGAAGAUCUCCAUGCGGAUCAGCACUGGCAACGUGAUCGGUCCUCGUUACAAAAUCAGACUGCUGCGAAUACGCUUCACACCACUGGAACUUCCAGAGAGGCCUUUAAUGUGCCGUUUCGACAUCAUCAUGGAGGAGAACAUGGAGGUGACAUUUCGACCUUUACCCUGUGACUCCCGCCUCUGACUCGUGAACGAGACACACUGCUUUUUCGUCUUCUAUGGAAACACAUCUAACUUACCCAACCCAGACACCCUGUGGGUGCCACUGGGUCUGCCAUCCCUGGAUGGACCUCUGGGGUCCCACAAGAGGAUCCACAACCCCCUCACUAGAUGAUGAAGACUACCUGACUGGAGCUGAGGAUAACUCCUGCAUAGUGGAAAGUAAACAUGUCCUUAUGUAUGAUUGAAACCACAUCUCUCCUGGGGUUGACGGGAUACGACAGACUCAUGUUAAGCUGUGGAGACACACUGGAAACAGAAGCAGCGCGAUUUGUUAAUGAGAAUGGAAAAAGCUGCUGCAGGAGAGACUUCGAUCUCUAUGUUCAAUGUCUCGCUUGAUCUCUGGCUGCAUUUUCACUACAAAAAACAUUUUAUGUGUCACUGUAGUGAAACUGAUAAUAACACAAACUACUCAACAUUUAGUAUUUUGACACUAAACUAAAUGUCAAAUGACCAUGUUUUCACUGUGUUACUACCUGAAUACAUCAUUGCUGUUCAGUGAAAUGAUCAUCUAUGAAUUUGUUGAUUUUGAAUGUAUGAAACAUUCAAUCAGUAGAAUAAUCAGUACAAUUUUUUUGUCCCUUUAAGGGGUGAGAAAAUACACAAAUUAAAAACCUGUUAAUUAGCUGUAAAAGUCAGAAAGCUAAAAACAGGGCUGUUAGUCUGCCCUGUGGAAAGCUGGAAUGUUUUUCACAGGACAGCAGUGAUAUACAUACAUAAUUUCUGCCUUGACAUCCUGCGGGGUAGAAAACGACUGACUUUUCUCCUUGUUCUGCCUAACAAUGUCUGUGACCAGUUUUCAUCUUAAAGAGGCUGUUAAUUUUCUCUGGCUUCACAACAUUUGACAUCACUUGAGAACUUCUGCAUCAUAUAUAACAGAAUGAAAUCUUGUUUCUCAAUGAACAGUCCAUUAAAGUAAAUUCUCGAUUUACAGGAAAGAUUUGGCCAUGUACACUAUCGUAUUUUUUUACCUGAAAACCAAACAUUUGCAGUUUUGAUAUUGGGUAAAUCUUUCAAUGUUUUUCUUUUGAUCAGUUUCAGUUGCAGCUUUACUCUGUGUGCCUUGUACCAGCAGUUCCCAAACUUUUUGGUUUGCAGCCUUCGUCAGUCUAACUGAAGUGCAAAUGUCUGAUUAUUUCACGCUGCAAACUCUUUAAAAAGUACUUUUAAAAGUUUGUUCCAAGAAAAGUAAUCCCAUCCCCCAAUGGGAGGGUGGCAACUGCAGGCUGAGAGCUGCCGCCUCAACAGUGACGCUGCUAUGAUGUUUGUCCACAGCAAUAUGUAACCAUUCAUAAGCUGUUAUACUAUAAUAGUUUUGUUUUACUGUGUUAUGUUGUAAAUUGUGAGUUUUAUGCUGAACAAAGGGUAGCUAAGGAAGUGUUUGUAGUGUUUCAAUAGCUACAGAAGAACCACCAGCAAACAGGUUUUACUUCAGUCAAUAUUUCAAGUUGAACGGACUUUAGAGUCAGUAAAUUUAUCAUAAUGUGACUGAUGACAUAACUGAGCAGUCAAUAAAAUUAUUUCCUCUGAUGUUCAGCUCAUAAAAAAUGUGACAGUGCUGAAAACUUUUUUUUUUCAUUAUGUAUUUUCACGUGUGGUUUGAAAUAAAUAUUCAUUUCAAAAUGUUUUUGACACAAAACAGAUUUGCUUCUUUUAAG
Molecule: messenger RNA, 5083 nt
Organism: Scatophagus argus
Lineage: Eukaryota; Metazoa; Chordata; Actinopteri; Scatophagidae
Gene: lipib
Product: lipase, member Ib
Exons: 10
Coding region: 2140-3390 (416 amino acids)
Biological process (GO): lipid metabolic process
Molecular function (GO): carboxylic ester hydrolase activity; lipase activity
Source: RefSeq, a predicted model, not a curated record